Molecule: messenger RNA, 1810 nt
Organism: Leptosomus discolor (cuckoo roller)
Lineage: Eukaryota; Metazoa; Chordata; Aves; Leptosomiformes; Leptosomidae
Gene: KCNS2
Product: potassium voltage-gated channel modifier subfamily S member 2
Biological process (GO): potassium ion transmembrane transport; action potential; protein homooligomerization
Cellular component (GO): membrane; voltage-gated potassium channel complex
Molecular function (GO): voltage-gated potassium channel activity; protein binding
Source: RefSeq, a predicted model, not a curated record
UCCCUAUACUCCUUUGGAAGGAGCUCACUAUGACAGGGCAGAGUCUGAAGGCUUUAUCCGAAGCAAAUUUUGAAGACAAUGAGAUCAGCAUCAACGUUGGAGGCUUUAAGAAAAAGAUGAGAUCCAACACAUUAUUAAGGUUCCCGGAGACCAGGCUGGGCAAACUGCUGAGCUGCCACUCAAAGGAGUCAAUCCUGGAGCUCUGCGAUGACUAUGAUGACGCCAAGAAUGAAUUUUAUUUUGACAGGAACCCAGAGCUCUUUCCUUACGUGCUACAUUUUUAUAACACCGGCAAGCUGCAUGUGAUGGGUGAACUCUGUGUGUUUUCUUUCAGCCAGGAGAUUGAAUACUGGGGAAUCAAUGAAUUCUUUAUAGACUCCUGCUGCAGUUAUAGCUACCAUGGGAGGAAAAUGGAGCCAGACCAAGAGAAAUGGGAGGAACAAAGUGACCAGGAAAGUACCACAUCUUCUUUUGAUGAGAUUUUGGCAUUCUACAAUGAUGCCUCUAAAUUUGACAAACAACCCUUUGGAAACAUCAGGAGGCAGCUCUGGCUCGCUUUGGAUAAUCCUGGGUACUCAGUCUUAAGCCGAGUCUUCAGUGUCCUUUCAAUAUUGGUGGUGCUGGGCUCCAUCGUGACCAUGUGCUUGAACAGCCUCCCAGACUUUCAGAUUGUUGACAGCAACGGGAACCCCGAAGAAGACCCUCGCUUUGAAAUCGUGGAACAUUUUGGUAUUGCAUGGUUCACUUUUGAACUGGUGGCAAGAUUUGCAGUAGCUCCUGACUUUUUAAAAUUUUUCAAGCAUGCCCUGAAUUUGAUUGACCUGAUGUCUAUCCUUCCAUUUUAUAUUACCUUAAUUGUCAACUUGGUGGUGGAAAGCAGUCCAACUUUAGCCAAUUUAGGCAGGGUUGCACAAGUCCUGAGACUCAUGAGGAUCUUUCGCAUCUUAAAGCUUGCUAGACACUCCACAGGUCUCAGGUCUCUUGGAGCUACCCUGAAGUACAGCUACAGAGAGGUGGGGCUUCUUUUACUCUACCUCUCUGUUGGCAUCUCCAUUUUCUCAGUAGUGGCUUACACCAUUGAGAAAGAAGAGAAUGAGGGGCUAGCCACCAUCCCUGCGUGUUGGUGGUGGGCCACUGUUAGCAUGACCACAGUUGGCUACGGGGAUGUUGUGCCAGGGAGCACUGCUGGCAAGUUGACAGCAUCUGCAUGCAUCCUAGCCGGUAUCCUAGUGGUAGUGCUCCCCAUUACACUGAUCUUCAAUAAAUUCUCCCACUUUUAUAGGCGUCAGAAGCAGCUAGAGAGUGCCAUGAGAAGCUGUGAUUUUGGGGAUGGCAUGAAAGAAGUUCCGUCAGUCAACUUAAGGGACUACUACGCUUAUAAAGUUAAAUCCCUUAUGGCCAGUCUUACCAAUAUGAGCCGGAGUACCCCCAGUGAGCUGAGCCUGAAUGAUUCACUGCAUUAGUGUACAAGUUUGACAGCAGUUUGCAUGAGAGCUAUCAAGAGCUAUGUUUAUAAAUGUUUUCCUAUUUGUCAUUUUUUUCCCUAGAGGAUAGUGUUGCUGACACUGCACUAACUUUGCACUUGAGAAACUAAAGACAUUUCUAUUACAAGUUGACAGUUUGCACAUUUUCAUCCUGUUGCAUAGGUACUAAAUGCUGACUUUUCCAUACAAAUGUUACCACUUCCAUGACAAUAGUGCUAACGGUAUAGUGAUGAUCUGUUGCUUUGUGCAUUUCCUCAUCUAAGCAGAGAAAUGAACGUACCCAAGUGGAAUAAAAAUUCUCAGCUAUGACACGAGUAAUGAAAAAA